AUGCGCUACGACCCGAGCAAACUGUCGUGGAACGAAGUCUCGAGAUGGCCAAAGCACUUCUGUCACCUCGCGGUUCGUCAAGACCUACCACAAGCUAUGACCCUUCCGCCUCCAAGGCUAGGCCUGAGGGUGGCGCAGGGUGCCAGAUCAGGAAUUGGCGACAUCAAGAUAGUCGAUGGAGUGCGGGGCGUCUGGCUUGAGACAAUCCAAGGAAAUCUAGAACUGAAUCGCGCAUCGCGGGAUCUGAAGCAAAGUUCGCGUCCGUGCUCCGAUCAGCUGCGUCACUGCAGGAACAUUCGCGUCAACCGCGUUACUUGCUGCAUCCACUUUCACAUUUCCGAUUGCUCUCUAGCUGAGCAGCAUGGAACCACAACACCUCCACAGCAAUCCCCCAUAACUCCCAGUAUGCCGCCUUUCGUGCCCAGAAAGCGCGAGCACUCGCCCAUUGCCUCGCCACCAACGAAACGAAAAGCGCAGGCGAAGCCAGCAUCUAAGAAGGGCAAGCAGACAUUGUUCGAAGCUGCUGACGAGCCGCGUAAAAAGGCCAAGUCUGCAGAGGAGACCAAGAAAGCGCUCAAUGCCACAUUUGGCGACGAUGACGACGACGAACCGCUUAGCGAUGUCGACAGCGACGAGUUCGAAGAUGUACCGCCAAGCAAAAGGCAGAAGAUGGAGUCGGACAACGGCGAUGAUGGCGACGAGAUGGACUGGGAAGAUGCCAUAGACCAUAGUGCAUCAACCAUAGUUCAGCCGGGACCAUCCACUUCCAAGCAUGAUGCGGAGAUUGGCGACAUUGAUGUGUCUCUAAACGAAGACAAUGUGUACAUCGAGCCUGAGAUAUCACUCGCAACUGGGAAGAAAGGCCCAACCAAGCGAGAGCGUCAGGUCAGAGUGAUCACGCAUUGCUUGCAUGUGCAGAGCUUGAUGUGGCAUAACACUGUUAGGAAUUCAUGGCUGAACGACAAAGAAGUGCAGAAGUCGCUUGUUGAUGGCUUGACAGAUGGCGUGAAGAAAGAAAUCACACGAUGGAGAGAGGCAAUGGGCACGCUCAGCAGAGAAGAGUUGCAAGCGAAGAAGGAAGCCGCUGCAAAGGCAAAAGGCAGGAAAGGCGGCAAGGGCAAAGGCAAGAGCAGUGGCCGAGAUUGGAAUUACGAUGCCAAACAUCUUGAACAAGGCGUUCCGAAUCUGAGUCAAGGUGAUCCCUUGCUCCGGUUAUUGAAGGUACUCACGGCCUACUGGCGGAAGCGUUUUGUCGUUACCGCACCAGCAAUCAGAAAACUUGGGUUCAUGCCGCUGAGGAGACUGCGAGACGAGAUUAAGCACUGGGACAAGAAUCGCAACGAUGCUGAAGAGCAUGGUGAGCGCAUUGAAGAUCUUGCUGCCUUUCGUGGGCUUGCAAAGAAGUGUGAGGGGUCGCGCGAUGUAGGUGGUCAGCUCUUCGUUGCACUUCUGCGUGGCAUCGGGCUUGAAACCAGAAUGGUGGCAAAUUUGCAACCCUCGGGCAUUGGCUGGAGCAAAGGCGAAGAAGCCAACGAAAAGCGGUCGAAGAAGGAUGCGAAGCCCCAAAAAGAAGAGCUCGACAGUGAUGACGAGACCAUGGAAUCAGCUUCGAAGAUUAAUGAUGCUUCUGCGUCGAAGUCAUCUGCAAAAAAGAGCCAGUUCAAUGGGUCUACAGCUUCGAAGCAUGGAAAGAGCUCGCUGCCGAACAAAAAGCCAACACGAAAAUCAUCUGGAGGUAACAAAGGCGAUGCGAUCAAUCUCGAAGAUCCAGAUAGCCCCUUGACCGAGCCACCGUCUGAUGACGAUAAUCACGACCCCAGUGUUGUGGCUGAGGAUGACGAUGAUGAUGUAUCAGUGGUCGAUGUAACGCCUACAACACCAAGGAGGAAGCCGUCGAAGAAGUAUGAUCGCGACCUUGCAUUUCCUACAUACUGGACCGAGGUUUGCUCACCAGUCUCACACAAGUGGAUACCAGUCGAUCCUAUUGUUCUCUCUACCAUCGCCUCGAACGACGAACUUCUUCAGUCCUUCGAACCUCGCGGUAGGAAAGCAGAAAAUGCAAAGCAAGUCAUCUGCUACGUCCUUGGCUUUGCUGCAGACGGCACUGCCAAGGAUGUCACUAUUCGAUACCUCAAAAAGCAUCAAUUGCCAGGCAAGACGAAGGGUAUGCGAAUGCCUGCCGAGAAGGUACCGAUCUACAACAAGCGAGGGAAAGUGAAACGCUACGAGGAUUACGACUGGUUCAAGACAGUCGUGUCCAUGUACGAUCGCCCUCAAAUCAAGCGCACUGCCGCCGACGACCUGGAAGAGCAGACCGAUCUAAAGCCCUUCAAGCCUGCCAAAGAAGAAAAGGAAGUGGAGAAGGAGAGCUUGCAAUGGUACAAGCAGAGUGCCGACUAUGUCCUCGAACAACAUCUUCGCCGCGAGGAGGCCAUUCUUCCGCACGCGAAACCGGUCAAAAUGUUCAAUGCUGGUAAGGGUGAUAAAGCCAAAGAGCAUCCAGUAUUCCGUCGCAGCGACGUGGUCGCCUGCAAGACCGUGGAAAGCUGGCAUAAGGAGGGUCGAGCUGUCAAGACUGGAGAGCAACCCAUGAAGCACGUACCUGUUCGAGCAGUGACCUUGGUCAGAAAGCGAGAGAUGGAGGAGCACUUCAAGGAGAAUGGCGAAAAGCUACAGCAGGGCUUGUACAGCUGGGACCAGACCGAUUGGAUCAUUCCUCCUCCGAUCGAGAAUGGCGUGAUACCCAAGAAUGCUUUCGGCAAUAUGGAUGUCUAUGUUGACACUAUGGUGCCGCAAGGCGCUGUCCAUCUACCACUCAAAGGCUCGGCCAAGAUCUGUAGGAAGCUUGAAAUCGACUAUGCUGAAGCUUGUACUGGAUUCGAGUUUGGCAAGCAGCGCGCUGUGCCGAUUCUUACCGGCGUCGUGGUCGCUGAAGAGCAUGAGAUUUUGGUUCGUGAUGCUUGGCGAGAAGCCCAAGCUGAGAUCAAGAGAAAGGAAGACACCAAGAGGACUGCCACUGCACUUCAUUGGUGGCGGAAAAUGGUCAUGGGCAUGCGAAUCAUUGAGAGAAUGCGAGCCGAGUAUGAGCGAGCAGACGAUGGUACUGGUGAAAUUAAUCCAUUCAUCUCUAAGGCGCAGAGGGAAGGCAAGCGCACAACCGAGAUGGACAUUGAUGAAGAUGCUGGAGCUGGAGGCUUCUUUCAGCCUGGUCACGAAGAGGAAGAGGUUGUUCAGCGCAAAGUCAAGCCUGCUGUCGACGAUGCAGACCUUGGUGGCGGUUUCUUUGCGGACAGUGAAGACGAGGCGGUUCAUGAUGAGGGAGGCGAUGGUGGCUUUUUGGUUGAAGACGAAGCGGAAUCCCACGUUGCAAAGGCACUGGUCACCCACCCUGCGUAUAUCACGCCAACGUCCUUACAGUCCGCUGCCAAGGUCCAUAUUGAAAGUGGGCCUGAACACGACAAUUCUCCGCCUUUUAAACGCACAUCUGCCAAGAAAUCGGCUGCUCAGGCAAGGAACUCUACUCCCAAUGCGAAUGGUCGCACGAAGCCUAAACGCAAGGUGGCAAUGCCAAAGGCAUCGACUGAUGAAGAGGACAAUUUUCCAGCCUCAGAAAAGAGUGAAGGGGUAUCUGCUGCAGAUGACGAUGAAGAUGAGCACAGUGAGGAUGAGAUCAUAGCAACACAAGCAGAUCGGCGCCGCAGCUCACCUCAAGUGCUCAUAUCGCCUCCUAAACGUACACCACCUGCUCGUCGCACAUCAGGCCGGACAGCGAAGAAAGCUACACCAGUCCAAAGCCAGUACUUCAACGCGGUCGACAAGGACGAUGACGAUGACGAUGACGAUGACGAUGACGAUGACGAUGACGAUCUUGAUGAGGACAUGAGCGAGGAGGAAAUAAUUAAGCCCACCAGGACCACAGCACGAACCAGGGCGAAGAGGUAAAUAACAGACUUCUCUGCUCCCUGAGAUUGGACAUAUUUGAAGAACUCGCUUCAUGUAUGGCUUAUCUGAAGUGCUCUGGUCACACAAUAAAUCUUCUUCGCCAGACCAAACCAAAGGUCGGCUCACAAAUACUUCUUGCACCUCAAACAGAUCACUCCUUUCGAGAUCACAAUCUCGCCUUCCCAUUCUUCCCCUCCUCCUCACUCUGCCUCUGACAAUCCUGCACAGCCUUCCAUGCCAUCUCCCCAAAUGGCCCCGCCUGCGCCCCGAACUCCUUGGCAUUAGCACUACUCGCCUGCCUCACAGCAUACCUCGCCGCAAUUCCCUGACAAAUGACCGCCCCGCGAUACAAUCCAAACGCAUCACCCCAAGUCACCUCUUGUUUCGAAAACUCCCAAUCCACAACCGAAUGAUACCACUCCAAAGCUUGUUCCCGUGUAGGAAGACCUGGCGUCACACCCACUUGAAAAGCAUCACUGGCUCGUAAAGUUUUGAGACCAGUGUGUACCCACGGAGACGUGAGAUUCACCACAUCAGACAAAGGAUGUCCAAUCGUCGCCAUUUCCCAAUCCAAAACUCCAAUCACGUAGGGCUCCGUCGGGUGGAAGACCAUAUUAUCGAUUUUAUAAUCUCCGUGCACAAACGUGCCCCGAUCCGUCGGUUGCGUGGUUUUGUUUCCAAAAAAUUCCACCAUUUCGUCAUAAUGCGGGAUUGCUCCUACAGGUUCACCGGUUUCUAUGUCUUUCGUUUCGGCCUGGGUGAUGGAGAGGGU
Molecule: messenger RNA, 4714 nt
Organism: Pseudocercospora fijiensis CIRAD86
Lineage: Eukaryota; Fungi; Ascomycota; Dothideomycetes; Mycosphaerellales; Mycosphaerellaceae
Exons: 4
Coding region: 1-3942 (1313 amino acids)
Biological process (GO): nucleotide-excision repair; mismatch repair
Cellular component (GO): nucleus; XPC complex; cytoplasm
Molecular function (GO): damaged DNA binding; single-stranded DNA binding
Source: RefSeq, a predicted model, not a curated record